UAUUGAAACAAGAUGAAGUUCCUCUCGUUGCUUCUCCUCUGUCAUGUGGCAUCUCCAGUUAAACACUCCUUGAAGUUUUUUACAACUGGAUCUUCUGGAUUCCAAAAAGUCCCAGAGUUUGUGGUUGUUGCAUUGGUUGAUGAACUUCUGGUAGGUUACUGUGACAUAGAUAAAAGGAUCGUUGAACCAAAACAGGACUGGAUGAGACAAUUAUUAGAAAGUGAACCUCAGCAGUUGGCGUGGUACACUCGAGAAUGUGCUGAGGAUUUGCCGAACCACCUCAAAGCCUCGAUUGACCUUUUGAAGCAGCGCUUCAACCAAAGUGGAGGUGAUCACAUUUUCCAGAGGAUGAGUGGCUGUGAGUGGGAUGAUGAGACUGGAGAAGUUAAUGGUUUUAAUCAGUAUGGUUAUAACGGAGAAGACUUUAUAUCAUUUGAUCUGAAGACACUGACAUGGAUCGCUCCAAAACCACAGGCUGUCAUCACCAAACAGAGAUGGGACGCUGAUGAAGCUAGAUUGAAAUUCAAUGAGUAUUUCCUCACUCAGUUUUGCCCUGCACACCUGAGGUUGUUUGUGGACUAUGGAAAGAGCUCUCUGCUGAGAAAAGACCUUCCCUCAGUGUCUCUCCUCCAGAAGACUCCCUCCUCUCCAGUCAGCUGCCACGCUACAGGUUUCUACCCUGAGGCAGCCAUGAUGUUCUGGAGGAAAGAUGGAGAGGAGCUUCAUGAGGACGUGGAGCUCGGAGAGAUCCUCCCCAACCACGAUGGAUCCUUCCAGAUGAGUGUUGACCUGGACCUCUCAUCAGUCAAACCUGAAGACUGGACCAGGUACGAGUGUGUGUUUCAUCUCUCUGGUGUGAAGGACGACAUCGUCACCAGACUGGACAAAGCAGUGAUCAGGACCAACAGAGUUUCUCCCUCAGAGUUUCCUGCUGCUGCUGUUAUUGGAGUUUGUGUGGGAUUGAUGCUGCUUCUUGCACUCUGCAUCACUGGACUCUUCUUCUGGAGGAAACACAAGAAUGGAUUCAAGCCUGCAAACUCUUCCGAACAUUCAUCCUCUCCAACUCCUGUGGACAAUGAUACAGCUCCUGACUGAUCACAUGAUUCAGUGAAGAUUAGAAGAAGACACGUAACUCCAGUGAAGUGGUUGUGGCAUCAAUAUUUUAUUAGGUUAUGUUAUGUGACAUAAAUAUGUAUUAACAAAACUUCUUUUACUGAAAUCUAACUUAAGUGUUUUAUAGAUUGGAUUAGACUGUUUCAGAUUGUCAGUAGAUGCAGUGUAGAAUAAUGAAGUGAGAAGUGAUAGAAGCAUUUUAUCUGCAGCUGUUUCUGCAGACCUUUGGUGUAAAGAUCACUGCAGCAGCUGUCACACUGUAGUGGAAAAUCUUAAGAGACAACAAGAGUUUCUAGAAAGACAGCCCUGCGGGAUUUAUUGACAAGUACAAUAUUCAAGAUACACAAACAGGUCCUUGGUUCGAACAGCAACUGCCCAGUUUUCCUAUUUCUGUUACUAUAUACCUAAUGUUCGUGUGUAAGGUCUGAUGCUUUCCUGUUAUGGAGUAAAAAGUACAAUAUUUGCCUCUAAAAUGUAGUGGAGUGGAAGUAUAUAGUUACUUAAAGUGUAAAUACUCAAGUUAGGUACAAGUAACUCAUAAUCAUUUUACUUGAGUAAAUG
This is a messenger RNA of Centropristis striata (black sea bass), 1674 nucleotides long. Its product is annotated as major histocompatibility complex class I-related gene protein-like. NCBI's taxonomy places the organism in Eukaryota, Metazoa, Chordata, Actinopteri, Perciformes, Serranidae. Bases 13 to 1095 code for a protein of 360 amino acids. The transcript has 8 exons. Gene Ontology annotation, cellular component: external side of plasma membrane. Gene Ontology annotation, biological process: immune response. The record is from RefSeq and is a predicted model, not a curated record.